This is a messenger RNA of Aspergillus pseudotamarii, 1278 nucleotides long. RefSeq lists its product as uncharacterized. Bases 1 to 1278 code for a protein of 425 amino acids. Lineage: Eukaryota; Fungi; Ascomycota; Eurotiomycetes; Eurotiales; Aspergillaceae. The transcript has 2 exons. The record is from RefSeq and is a predicted model, not a curated record.
AUGACCAUCAACCCAGACUCCCAAUCCCUCCCCACAGCCGCCCAAAUCCCCCUCCAAAACUUCCAUCUCCCUCCAUUCCCCACCGAAGCAGCCAACCUCAAACACCUAACCCUAACAUCCGACAUCAAACCAACCGACUACGCAGACCUCCUCUCCACCCCUCUAUCCCAGGACGCAAUACCACCUACUCUACCCCGGGGAAUCGAAUCCCUAACCCUAGAACUCUUCUCCCUAGGCUAUCCAGCCCCCUUCCUCACAAAACUCGGAAAAGCCCUCCCCAACCUCAAAGACCUGACUCUAUAUUCCCAUCUCAUUGACGGCGUAAGCGAUUCCUCCCGCCGCGACGCAGGGGAUUUCAUCCACGAUGUCCUGACCGGGUCAAAAGAUGGGGGGCUACGAGAACUCCAUCUCCUGGACCUAUUCUGCCGAAAAGGCUUCAUCUCAGGAAUCGGGGACAUUCUACUCGACCUGAGUAGUAUUGAAGACGAUUCGAAAUCCCAAAGCGCAUUACGCUUCCUGGAAGUCUCGUAUACGUAUCGGGGCCAUUCGGAUGGGGAAUUCUUGUCUCGGAUUCCGGUGGAUGAGUUACCGAACUUGCUUGUUGGGGGGUUGGUUGCUGUUUCGUUGAGGUUGGAGGCGACUACUCCUACUACUCCUGCUGGUGCCGGUGGUGGUUCUGAUACUGGGUUGGAGAGGGUGCCUGAUGAUCCGGCUGAUGUGGAUGAGAAUGGGGAGCGGGUUGGGAGGAAGCCGGAGGGGAUUGUACCGGUUGGGUCUGGGGAUGAGGGGACUAGGCUUUUGGUGGAGAGGCUGGUUGGGACUGGAACUGGAAUUGGAACUGCAGAAGAGGUGGAGUCUGACUCUGAAUCUGGGUUGAGGAUGCUGGAUUGUACGCUCUAUACCUUGUCGCUUAAGCAGCUGGGAGGGGUACUGGGGCGGCAGAGACGGUUGGCUGUUCUCAGUGUUAGUGUUCUUGUCUCUGAGGGAGAUGAUGCGAAGCGGGAAUUAUUGGACACUUUGAAAUUGGGGGGUGAGGAGCUUGAGGUUGUGGAGGUUGUGGGGGUUCCUGGAUCGGAGUGGAAGGAUGUUGGGGACUCUGUGAAGACUGGAGACCUCUUCCGGGAUGCGUUUCCUUCGUCGUCUGAUAUGUUGGAUCUUGCUACUGCUUUGCCGCGUUUGGAGAGCUUUUCGAUGACUAUUUUGAGGGCGCCGGCCUUUGGGUCUGUUUCUUGGGUAAAGAAGGAUGGUAAAUGGGUGGAUGGCACUGGACAGCCGUAG